Messenger RNA from Sinocyclocheilus anshuiensis, 2263 nucleotides. Its product is annotated as solute carrier family 26 member 6-like. The record is from RefSeq and is a predicted model, not a curated record. Gene Ontology annotation, molecular function: secondary active sulfate transmembrane transporter activity. Gene Ontology annotation, biological process: sulfate transmembrane transport. The coding region runs from base 1 to 2247 and encodes 748 amino acids. NCBI's taxonomy places the organism in Eukaryota, Metazoa, Chordata, Actinopteri, Cypriniformes, Cyprinidae. Gene Ontology annotation, cellular component: membrane. The transcript is spliced from 19 exons.
AUGGAGGAGGAGAUGAAUGUCAAAGAUCUCAGGAAAAGGGUACCAUAUCAAAUUCAGAGAGAUGUACUGGAUGAGCUCAGUGUCGAUCAAGUUGCUGAGAAAUCGGAUUUCAAAAUUUCAACAAAAGAAAAACUCAGAGAUGCUGUCAGGUGUACAGGCCCAAGAUUUAAGAGCUGUUUCCUAUCAUUUGUUCCUCUCCUGGCAUGGCUGCCACGAUACCCGUUUCGAGAAAAUGCUAUUGGAGAUCUAAUAUCAGGAAUCAGUGUGGGAAUCAUGCACCUGCCACAAGGUAUGGCGUAUGCUUUGCUGGCUGCGGUCCCUCCUGUUUUUGGUCUGUAUUCCUCCUUCUACCCCAUUCUCAUCUACUUCAUAUUUGGAACAUCCAAACAUAUCUCUGUGGGUACAUACGCAGUUAUGAGCGUUAUGAUUGGCAGCGUGACAGAGCGUUUGGCUCCAGACUCAGACUUCAUGAUACCAGGCAAUGACACCAACAGCACCACCUUGGACAUUGUCGGCCGUGAUGCGGAGAGGGUCAAGAUCGCGGCCACUGUGACUUUCUUAUCUGGCAUUUUCCAGUUACUCCUCGGUGUGGUUCGGUUCGGUUUUGUGGUGACGUAUCUCUCAGAGCCAUUGGUGAGAGCUUAUACAACAGCGGCCGCCAUUCACGUUAUCGUCUCCCAGCUCAAAUAUUCCUUUGGCAUCAAUCCACAGCGGUACAGUGGACCUUUGUCUCUUAUAUAUACAGUCAUAGAGAUUUGUGCAUUGCUCGGAAAGACUAAUAUUGGUACUCUGGUAGUUAGCAUUGUAACCAUCUUAGGUCUGGUCGCUGCAAAGGAACUUAGUGCCUUGGCAGCACGCAAAAUCCCUGUUCCGAUUCCUGUUGAGCUGAUCACUAUUAUCGUCGCUACUGUGGUGUCAUGGCAGAUGGAUUUGAAGACUGAAUAUGGUGUUGAAGUGGUUGGAGAAAUUCCAUCAGGUCUGCAGGCUCCUGUGGCGCCCGCUGUCUCACUGUUGGGUUCAAUGGUCGGUGAUGCUUUUGCACUGGCUGUUGUUGGUUAUGGUAUUGCUAUCUCACUGGGUAGAAUUUUCGCCCUCAAAUAUGCCUACAAAGUCGACAGUAACCAGGAGCUCAUCGCAUUGGGUCUAUCUAACUCCGUUGGAGGCUUAUUCAAUUGCUUUGCUAUCAGCUGCUCUAUGUCUCGCAGCAUGGUGCAGGUCAGCACAGGGGGGAAGUCACAGGUGGCUGGAGCGAUUUCUGCUGUGGUAAUUCUGGUGAUCUUGUUAAAGAUUGGCGAACUCUUUGAGGAGCUGCCAAAGGCUGUGCUGGCUGCUAUAAUCUAUGUAAACCUUCAAGGCAUGAUGAAGCAGUUUGGAGACAUCUGCUCUCUCUGGAGGACCAACAAAGUGGAUAUGGUGGUGUGGGUGAUGACUAUGAUCUUGACAGUGUUGUUUAAUCCUGAUCUGGGACUAGCUGCAUCUAUCGCCUUCUCCAUCCUCACUGUCGUCUUCAGAACUCAGCUACCAAAAUACUCUAUUCUUGGCCAGGUUCCUGGCACUGACAUCUACAGACCAGUAGAGGACUACCAUCAGGUGAAGGAGAUUCCUGGUAUAAUGAUUUUUCGUUCAUCUGCAACAUUGUACUUUGCCAACGCUGAAAUGUACAUUGAUGCACUCUAUGAGAAGACUGGGGUAGAUGUGGCUAAACUUCUUUCACACAAGAAAAAACUGGAAGCAAAGAGACUCCGAAAAGAAAAGAAAGCUGCAAAGAAAGCAAAGAAAGAGGCCAAGAAAAGAGCUAAAGAAGCUGCUGUUAAAGCUGCUAAGGAACCACAGUUUUCGGACACAGAUGAAAGUGGGGAAGAGCCAGAGUUGUCACAUGCAGAAGCAAAUGGGGAUGUGAAUAAGUUGUCAGUCAAAGAACCAAAGGAUGUGGCUACUGUGGAGGUGGGGCCUGACCCUGACCCUGACACCACGCUCCCACGGGCAAUCAUUCUUGACCUGAGCCCAGUCAACUUCCUGGAUACAGUUGGCGUGAAGACUCUAUGCAAUAUCUAUAAAGAUUACGGAGAGGCUGGUGUACAGGUGUACUUAUGUGGCUGCCAGAGAGGUGUUAUAGAGAGUAUGGAGAAGGGCGAUUUCUUCAAUGAGAAAGUAACUAAAUCGAUUCUCUUCUCAUCAGUACAUGAUGCUGUUCUUUACAGUCAACAAGGAAACAGCAAGGAGGUUAUGCAGGGAACACAUUUGUAAAUCCAAACACCAAACG